This is a messenger RNA of Drosophila elegans, 5837 nucleotides long. It is a transcript of the gene dpr6, whose product is annotated as junctional adhesion molecule A. Gene Ontology annotation, biological process: synapse organization. Lineage: Eukaryota; Metazoa; Arthropoda; Insecta; Diptera; Drosophilidae. The record is from RefSeq and is a predicted model, not a curated record. Bases 1849 to 3048 code for a protein of 399 amino acids. Gene Ontology annotation, cellular component: neuron projection membrane. The transcript is spliced from 8 exons.
GCAAAAACGACAUGUUCACGGGUGUUUUAUCCAUUUUCUUACAGCUACGUAAAACGUGCGCAAAACUAAAGCUAUAAUUGUGAAAAGUGCUAGAAACCUUAACGGUAAUUCCGCUCUAUGUAGGAGAAAGGAAAAAGAAAGCUUAUUUAAAAGUGAGCCAGCUAACGGGAAAUGACAAUUUAUGAUUAUUGUGUCGAUAACGCCCUGCUAAAUCAAUAAACAAGCUGGAAAACACAUAAAUUCAAACUAUUGGUUAAGCCCCAUAAGGACUAACUGUAAAAGUAUUCAGUGCUGCAAAGCUAAAAAUGCAAAGUGCUUAAAACCUUAACGGUAAAUCCAUUCUUUUUGGGGAAAUGAAAAUAUUUUAUAUAAAAGUUACAGCUUAUUGGUAAAACAAAUCAAUGUAAAAAUGGUGGAAUUUUAUUAUCAUUGUGGCAAUGCUAGAUCAAUAAAGCCUUAAGUUAAACAAUUCGUGGUACCCCAAAAAACAGUCACGGACAUAACAGUAAACGCAUUCAGUUUUUGAAAAGCCAAAAAGCCGGCCAACAGUGCAAAAAGCCGGAGAACAGAAGCCCCUGCUCAUCUCGUGUUGUUAUUGUCGAAACGGGGUCAAAAGUUCGUGUCUCACUCGCAAAUUCAACCACACAAAACACUCACAAACACACACACAUACGGUUCCUCAAGUGCAAGCGAAGACACUAAGUCGCCCGUCUGGCUGAAAAGCAUGAAAAAAGCAUAAGAAUAGCAGAAGAAAAGCAGACAAAAGCAUUAGACAAGUGCCAAGUAACUCAAAACUGCAGCCGGAGAGGAGUCUUAGGCCUACAAAACACACGGAAAACCCAACCCCGAGCCGAAAAGCUACACCAAAUACUAGACAAACUAGGCCAAUUCGCGUGGAUGCGGGGAAAACGUUGCAAAAGUGCUCUGGAAACGUAGAAAAAUAAAAUAAAAUAAAAAAAAUAAAACAAUAGCAGUUGAGCUCCCUGGCCAUUUGUCAAUGACUGGGCCACUCGCGUGACUGCCGAUUCUAUAGUGGAAUUACUAUAGCCGAAACAGACUCCGGCCCAAGGACUACAUCCGAAACUAACAAACAUAUUUCUGCAAGUGCACCCUGUAGUCGCCUUCAAGAGCGCAAUAAGUCAUAAAAACGGAAGAAAGAAAGUUUUAAAGGGCUCUUAGCUUUCACUUUCAUCUCGAGCUCCUCAUUGACUCACUGACUGACAGGCCGGCUGGCCGACGGUUCGACCGUCCCUAUUGUGUGCCCACUGUACAGCAUUCGCCACUCACUGGCCGGCGCUUAACUUUUACGAUUCCGGCCGGAGAAUGGUCCAAGUGCGGUUGCAGAGCCAGAACGGAAUAUCAUCGGGAAAGUCGAGAACGUCGACGGGCGGUCGGUGGCAUAAAUAAAAAGGCGACUGCCACAUUUCGUGUACGACGGUAUAAAACAGAAGCGGCAAAUAGAAAAGCCAAACGGCGGCUAAGUUGCUUUUGUCUGCCUGCGGAGGAGGACGACGAGGAGGAGGAGGAGGUGGAGGAGUCCUGGCAAUUGGCCAAGUUAAUAGAGAGCCGGGAGGCUCGAUAAUGACGUUGCUGCUGCCGGAGCUGUUGCCGCCCAUGCUGAUGAUGAGGCUGCUAACUUGGUUAUUGCUGCCAGCCUAGAGACACAGGACCAAACACCAGCAACCAGCAUCCAGCAUUUAGCUUUCAGCUUUCAGCUUCCAGCAUCCCACAUCCUCUGCCCAGACAGACAACAAAAACAAGAUCUGCUGGGGCUGCAACGCGGGGGCUUACUGCAUUUCCGCAUCUUGUUCCUGUCGCCGCCCAGUCAUUUCUACAGCCUGAGUCACCAUGUCCAUUGCCCACCCACUGCCGCUCUGCGUGGCCUGGCUGCUGCUCCUCGUCGUUAUUGUGAUGAGCGACAUGACUAACGGCGGUGUGCAGGGACCCAUCGAGGGCUACAAUUCGCUGGACGUGGACGACCUGCUGACAACCACUCCGACUCCCGGCCAGGCCGCCCUGCUCCUGCCCACCGCACCCACCGCCGCCUACACGCAUCCCAAAUGGAUGGAACCCUACUUCGAUCCCUCGACGCCGCGCAAUGUCACCGCCCUCAUGGGCAAGUCCGCCUAUCUCAGCUGCCGUGUGCGCAAUUUGGCCAACAAAACGGUGUCCUGGAUCCGGCACCGUGACAUCCACAUACUGACGGUGGGCUCGUACACCUACACCUCCGACCAGCGGUUCCAGGCGACCCACCACCAGGACACGGAGGACUGGACCCUGCAGAUAAAGUGGGCCCAGAAACGGGACGCCGGCAUGUACGAGUGCCAGAUAUCGACGCAGCCGGUGCGCAGCUAUUUUGUUCGGCUGAAUGUUGUCGUGCCAACGGCCACCAUCCUGGGAGGUCCUGACCUUCACGUUGAUAAAGGCAGCACCAUAAAUCUCACUUGCACUGUAAAGUUCAGCCCCGAACCGCCGGCCUACAUCUUUUGGUAUCAUCACGAGGAGGUCAUUAAUUAUGAUUCAUCAAGGGGCGGCGUGUCGGUAAUUACCGAAAAGGGCGAUGUGACAACCUCAUUUCUGCUCAUACAGAAUGCAGAUCUGGCCGAUUCGGGCAAAUACUCCUGUGCGCCCUCCAAUGCAGAUGUGGCCAGUGUGCGUGUCCAUGUCCUAAAUGUUCGGGCCAUAAUUUCAGGUGAACAUCCGGAGGCAAUGCAAACUGGUUCAUCCGGUUGUCAGUACAACUGGCUGACAAUCGUCCUGCUCCUGGGCCUUGUCCUUUGCUACAGUCAACGCUGCUGCUGCUCGGCGUCAUUAACAUCGCCAUUAUCAUUACCAUCACCAUCAGCAUCAGCAUCAUCAUUGCCAGCGGCCGCAACGGGAGAAAGUGCAUCCAGUGAAAGUGCGGCAGCCGCAACAGCAACAGCAACAACAACCACAACAACAACAACAGCAACAGCAACUAUGGCAACAAGGAAGCGGUGUCCUGCGGUCAAAAGCUGUCGCCAGGCCGCCAGUCAUGUGCUGGCCAAAAGGUCCUGUCACAGAUGAUCAACUGAAGGCCACAACAGCCCCAACUAAAUAGAGUAAUUUAAAGAGCCGCAUGAAAUGUGUGCGAGUGAGUGUUGGGUUAAGUAUCUCCGAGUGUGUGAAUGAGCGUUUGCUAAUCAGUCGUUUAGUAUGUCAGUUAUAAACUUGUACUCACAAAUAAAAACACAAUGCAAAGCAAUGGCGCGGUAGUGGGUUUUAAUUUAUCAAACUAGCAAAAACUUUUUGAAGAUUCCCUGCACAAAAUAACAUAAAAAAUUUACUUUUCAAACUAUUACAAUCUGAAGUCAACUUCUAAUUUUAAUUAUUUAAAUUUUGUAAUUAUUAAAUUUCCCUUUUUUGAUUAUUCCUAAAAAAUCAAUGAACUUUAGUUAAAAUAAUACUAUAUUUUAUUAUAAAUUUAAUUUUUCUUUUGUUUAGAUCUUUAACGCUUUUGAUGAAAUUUUAAAAUUCUUUAAAUAAUUGUUGUGGAAAAAAACAACAACAUUAUUUGUAAGUCAACAUUUUUUAGUGACAUGGAUUAUUUGUUUUGGUUACUUACACAAUGGUGAAGUGUUUCUUGUGGGUUACAAUAAUUUUUCCAUAUUUCAGGUGUUUAAUUUGUAUAUAUUUCGUUCAUUUAUUUACCUGUCUCUAACAAAACCACAAAAUCUUAAUUUAAUACACCUAAUUAAAAUAUUCAUAAUCAACCUUUUUCUACCGCCCAAGCCUUUGUUAAGCAAUGUAUUUAUAUAAAUAAUACUAUAUGUAAGCUAAUUGAUUACAAUUUAAUGUGUAUAUUUAAACAAAAUCAAAAUUUACUAUAGAAUGUGUGUAAAUAACAAACUUAAACAUAAUUACGGCAUAACCGAAGCGAGGCAUUCAAAAAAAAGUGUACCGCUAACAGUAUAGGAAUGAGUAAUCUAUAUGCCCAGCGGCGUUGACUCUUUUAAUAAAUUAAUAAAUAAUCAAAUAAUGUUCAGUGUACAGUGCAAUGGCGGGGCUCAAUAUUCAAUAAUUAGAUAAAAACGUAGACAAACCAAAUAGCAACAAAAUGAGAGCAGCAGUGAGUCAUAAAACAUUUAAAUUGAUUGCCAUAUCAUGCAAAUAUUUGCACUGCGCAAUUUUCCAUCCAAGCCAAAUAUAAAUUCAAUUUACUGUUUUAUUCACCCGCACAGAAUACAAUUAAUUUAAUUUUUUGUUGCAUUGAUAUUAAUGUCACAAUUUUAUAAUUGACGGUAAACCAGGCCGCCACAAUUAAAAAGGUUUAAAAAACUGAUCGAAAUAUUUAACUAAUAAUUUCUUUACAACUGCUAAAAUAUAAGCAUCACACUGUUCAUUUGGGCUUUAUUUAAAUGUCAUUCUCAGGUGACAUAAUAACUUAAGCUAAAUAAUGGUCUCCCAUUAGCUUAGCAGCCUUAAUUAAAAAUCGAGUGUCCGAGUAAAAUGACCACCAACUACAAAUUACAUAUUUUUAAAUUUUUUGCAAUUCAAAUUCCAGUAAUUGGCAAAAGUGUACAGUAAACAUAAAAAUAACAAUAACCCAUAAAAAAGAUUUUCUGUUUCACCCAAUAAAUUUAUUUAAUUAAGCAUUUAAAUGUGAAGAAUUAAAACAUCAAAACUGAUUUCAGACCCGAUGAAAGAAAUUAAGUAUGUCAACUCUGUUGACAUACCGCAAAUAAUAUAAUUCAUAAUUGGAAUUAUAAUUAUAAAACAACUAGUUCAUUGGCCUUAGUUUAAAACCAUUUAUAAAGGCCCGCAAAUUAACCAACAUUUGCUAUUCAAAUCAAGCAAUAACCAAUUUAAACUUAUUGAGGACGCUUGGCUAAUUAAAAUGUGAUGUCAUUUCCCCAUCUUGUGUUUGGACACAAUUAUAAUGAAACAUUAUUCCGAAUUAUACAUUGCCAUUUUGUUUGUUGCGGCCAGAGCAAGGUAGAAUUAAUUUUAUUAAUUUCCGUUAAGCUGUAAAAAUAAUGUUAGUCAUAAGCUGAUUUUAUGAGAGUGUUAUCUGGCAAUUUGUGUCAUAAUGACAAUGUUGUUUCCACAAUGAAGCUGAUUCUUUUUAAUUACUUUUAAUUUGUAUUAAACUAUUUGCGAAGACUUAAAGUUAAAAAUUAUGCUUUUAAAUAAAAUACCUAAUUUAUAAAUAUAGUUAUCUUAUUCAAUUAUUUAUACUUCCAAUUGCAAUUGUUGCCAUAAUAAUAGUUUGAAUGUAAAAUUCCAGGUUAAAAUUACCAUUUUCCCAUCCUUGUGUUUCUGACUUCAGUUAAUCUCCGAAUUGUUAAUGCAACCAAUCAAAAAUAUAAGCAGACGCCUAUAAAUAAAUAAAUGUAUUGAGUUUAAGUGUGAAUACAAACAUAUGCCAGCCAAAUUGUAAUUCUAACUGAAGCAUUUGCCAUAAACCCUUAAAGCGCAGUACAUAAAUCUACAUAUGUAAUCGUAGGCCAUCAGCUAAGUAAUUCCUGUAUAUUAAAGUUAAUUAGUGAAACUCUAGAGUUAUGCAUUAGACAAGUAAAUUUACAUUUACAUUCUAUGUGUGAGUAACGACACAUAGUUAAAUAGUUGUAACAAAGCAAUCGAACUGUGUAAAACGAACUACUUUUAACUGUUGAAAUUUAACUAAAUGGCAAACUAGUGAAAGCAUAACAUAAAUAUGACAUCAUAAAGAAACAUAGCAAAACAUUACAAUAAUAAACAAAUAGCAACGCAAACAAAGGGCAAACAACAGGGCUGAAAAAGUGUAAACAGGAUGCUUGUUUGUCUUUUGCGCAAUGAUUGUCGCCAUAUUAUUGUAAAACAACAAACAACAGCAA